AGCCAGUUUCGACACAUUGCCAACCGAACCACCCGCAGACGGUCACUCCGCGUUACUGGAACGAGCAGCUUCGUACGAUGGCGCGCUUCACGAUGAUCGGGCUCGGGAGCGCUCUGUGCGCUUCAGCCGAUUUGCAGCUGAUGCAGUUUUCGUUGGACGGGUCGCAGCAUGAUAGGCAGAUCCAGCAGCCGACGCAGGGUUGCCAGACCGCUUUCCCAGGCGACCCGUGCUACGAGAAGGUGGUGUGGGCGAUGCAGAGAGGCAUCUCGCAGCACCCGGACUGGUACGCUCCGUUGACACGGAGCUCGAGCUUCGAGGACUUCCAGAGGUUUCUGCACGGGCAGCCCAGGCUCGCGCACGUGUGCCCCGAGCCUUGCCCGCAACAGCAUUCGAGCGGAAGGUUGUCGGCGGAGGAGUCGGCGACCGCGCCUGCCCCCUCCCAGGCGUGCCGCACCGCUGCCGAGAGCGACCCGUGCUACGAGAAGGUGGUGUGGGCGAUGCAGAGAGGCAUCUCGCAGCACCCGGACUGGUACGCUCCGUUGACACGGAGCUCGAGCUUCGAGGAUUUCCAGAGGUUUCUGCACGGGCAGCCCAGGCUCGCGCACGUGUGCCCCGAGCCUUGCCCGCAACAGCAUUCGAGCGGAAGGUCGUCGGCGGAGGAGUCGGCGACCGCGCCUGCCCCCUCCCAGGCGUGCCGCACCGCUGCCGAGAGCGACCCGUGCUACGAGAAGGUGGUGUGGGCGAUGCAGAAAGGCAUCUCGCAGCACCCGGACUGGUACGCUCCGUUGACACGGAACUCGAGCUUCGAGGACUUCCAGAGGUUUUUGCACAUGCAGCCCAGGCUCGCGCACGUGUGCCCUGAGCCAUGCUCGCAACAGCAUUCGAGCGGAAGGUCGUCGGCGGAGGAGCCGGCGACCGCGCCUGCCCUUUCUCAGGCUUGCCGCACCGCUGCCGAGAGCGACCCGUGCUACGAGAAGGUGGUGUGGGCGAUGCAGAGAGGCAUCUCGCAGCACCCGGACUGGUACGCUCCGUUGACACGGAGCUCGAGCUUCGAGGACUUCCAGAGGUUUCUGCACGGGCAGCCCAGGCUCGCGCACGUGUGCCCCGAGCCAUGCUCGCAACAGCAUUCGAGCGGAAGGUCGUCGGCGGAGGAGCCGGCGACUGCGCCUGCCCCCUCUCAGGCUUGCCGCACCGCUGCCGAGAGCGACCCGUGCUACGAGAAGGUGGUGUGGGCGAUGCAGAGAGGCAUCUCGCAGCACCCGGACUGGUACGCUCCGUUGACACGGAGCUCGAGCUUCGAGGACUUCCAGAGGUUUCUGCACGGGCAGCCCAGGCUCGCGCACGUGUGCCCCGAGCCAUGCUCCACGCAGACGCCAGAGGAUCGGCUCCCAGCGCAUCUGGCAACUCCGAUGCCGACAGCACUCCGCGCGGGAACUCCGAUGCCCACAGAAGUCCACUUAAGUGAACUGCUAGCUGCGACAUAUCCGGGGUUCGUGAGAAGUGGAUCCAAUUGCAAUUGCGGAGGGUAUCUCAAGGAGUUCCCGGAACAGUAUUCGACCUUGGAGCUUUGCGCAGAGGAGUGCCUCCGCGUCCCAGGAUGCCGGUCAUUCGGUCUCCAUCCUUGGCAGUCUAUUUGGAACGGUCACUGCAAUCUUUAUGACGCGGUUUGCGACGAUACGGACGGGCAUGCUGCGGGAACUAUUUGUACCAAUCCAGUCCCAUACGGAGCCAUCCAGGUCAACUUUAAUAACUUGGCAACUGUGAUCCCAACCCCUUCGCCGACAACGGGAUUCUGCGAUGUCACGGACGGUUCGUCUCCCAGCACGGCCUACCCCUGCUUUUGCGGGCCUGCAACAUGCGAGACCAGCGAGAUUUGCUCAGUGGAUUCGUGCGCGGUGCCGCAAGGGCUGACCAUGGAAUGGCCGUGCGAGACUGUUUCGAUAGGCAGCAAGUAUUUUGGUCUUCUGGGCACGAGCGUGACUGGGGCGCCAGUCUACAGUAACGUUGAUGGAACGUAUCUCUAUUGGGAUGUGUCUUGUGAUGGGUACGAACGUCCAGCCGCAGAUCAACGACCCCGAUGGAUUUUGGACAACGAUGCGCCGAGCAUGACAUCCACCAUGGACUUGGAUGGUGAUGGCAAUUGCACCUUCUUUGGGUACCUCAACUCGGCUGAGCUGCGGGGCGUUCCCCUUGGGAACACGAGCUGGAAAGUCGCUUGCGACAGUGGAAUCAUCAGCGCGACUGUCAGCGUCGAGUAUGCUCCAGUGAUGCCGACUCCACUCCCCACGCUGGAGCCCGGGAAGCCGUGCCCAUGCGAGGACUCGUGCGGCGUUUUCCCCUACGUCGACCUCGACGGAGACGGCUGCCUCCUGGAGGGGGAGAUCAACGCCGUCGCGGAGUUUGCCGGGCACUUCCUCGAGAUGGACGCGGACGGGGACGGCUGUGUGAACAGGACGGAGUGCGCCCUGUCGCCGCACUCCGCGGACCUGCCCAGG
Molecule: messenger RNA, 2495 nt
Organism: Prorocentrum cordatum
Lineage: Eukaryota; Dinophyceae; Prorocentrales; Prorocentraceae
Source: the annotation of a GenBank genome assembly